Molecule: messenger RNA, 2239 nt
Organism: Rhopilema esculentum
Lineage: Eukaryota; Metazoa; Cnidaria; Scyphozoa; Rhizostomeae; Rhizostomatidae
Product: 14-3-3-like protein 2
Source: RefSeq, a predicted model, not a curated record
UUUAUUAAGGAAUCCCCGCCCAACUUGGCCUAACAGCAUUGUCGAGGUUUCCAUUCCGUGAAAGGAGUGCGUGCAGUUUGGAUUGCCAGUUUCGAAGGCCAUAAUUUUAAGGUUCGCGUGCUAAAAAAUUGAAGAAAAUGGCUGCAGAUCGCUCAAAGCUUGUACACCGAGCCAAGUUUGCAGAACAGGCGGAAAGAUACGAUGACAUGGCUGAGGCUAUGAAGACAGUGACCGAGAUGGACGAAGAACUUUCAAGUGAGGAAAGGAAUCUCCUGUCUGUUGCCUAUAAGAAUGUUGUUGGUGCAAGACGGUCUUCUUGGAGAGUAAUUUCUAGUAUAGAACAGAAGGCUGAAGGAGAAGGCAAGAAGCAGGAUCUAACCAAAGAGUACCGGAUGAAAAUUGAAACGGAGCUAAGAGAUGUAUGUAUGGAGGUCCUAAAUCUUCUUGACAAGUAUUUAAUUCCAAAGUGUAAUACUGAAGAUCCAGAAAAAGCUGAAUCGUCUGUUUUUUACCUAAAGAUGAAGGGAGAUUAUCACAGGUAUCUUGCUGAAGUUGCUUCUGAAAAGGAUGACCGCGAUGAGGUUGUUAAGUUGGCUGAGGAUGCCUACGAGAUGGCCUUCGAUACUGCCAAGGCACAUUUAGGCCCUACUCAUCCAAUUCGCCUUGGGUUGGCACUCAAUUUUUCAGUUUUCUUCUACGAGAUAAAGAAUGAUCCUGAGGAGGCAUGCCAGAGGGCUAAAACUGCUUUCGACGAUGCAAUUCAGGAGCUUGAUGACAAUGUCUCACGAGAUUCCUAUAAGGACAGCACGUUGAUUAUGCAGCUGUUGAGAGACAACCUAACCCUGUGGACUUCUGAUCAACAGGCUGAUGAAGAUGAUGCAGACAAUUAACGGAAAUCUAGGACUUAAAUUAAACCCUAAAUUUUUUCACUUAACUGUUACAGAAUUUGUUUCAUAUAAAUCCAGUGGGCGGCGAGUUUAUCGCUAAGUUUCAACGAUGCAGACGCCAAACAACGUCUGGGUGAAAUUCGACGAGGAACGCUGUUCGUGGACUCAUCUAUUUGGCAUUUGACAGUAAAUAAACAAAAAUUAAAAAAAGUAAAGAAGCAAGGUAGCUUUGAUAUUAGCUCCUUCCUAGAUAUUUUGAGGCAAUAGGAAAAUACAUUAAUAAUAUUGGAAUUUUUUGCCACGCCCAAUCGUUGAAUAUGUUACCCUACAACAAAAGGCUUUGCGUGGAUUUUUCUUUUGCCCCGCCUGGCGCUUUCACAUCGGUGUUACGCUGCAUUACUGCCAAAACAGGCCCUUUAAUUUCCUUGAUGUUGUUGUCAAACCCUGAAUGUAAACGACUAGACAAAACAUAACCAAAUAUUAAAGAGAUAUUAGCAACUCAAAAAUUUAGAAUUCUUCCUAUUUUAAAGAUAAAACCCAAACCUUCUUCAAUGCUAUGGAGACAAUUCAUUGAAUAAUUGGAAGGUACUCAUCAAUUAUUUUCAAAUGAUCCAGGAUUUGUUUGCCUGGUUGGUUCCAUGCCUUAUUCUUUUUUAUGUUGCUGUAGACUGCAGUUAAAUUGAAUUUCAUUGAUUAGCAAUUAAUUAUGAAAGAUUGAGUGAAGUAAUCUAGCAAUUGUUUAUUUUCAGCUAGGGGAAAUAUGCAAGUUCUUUGUGACAAAAAAAGAAAAAUAUCUUGUGGGUUGUAUCAAGAUCAGUGUGAUGGAAAAUCUACCAUACUGUAGAUCUUAUUCAGGGGCGUAACUGUUUGCUUUGAGCAAAAAGAAUGCUCAUCUUGAAAGUGGGUUUAAUGGGAUUUUAGGGAGGAGAAAUUUGUUAAUGAUUGGGAAUAUUUGUGUUACCCUCCAGAAACUAGGGUUAAAAGCUCAAUGCACAAUCAUUCAUAACAUCAUCACCUUUAGUUUAUAAAUACGACAAUGGUUCAUAAGUAGUGACUGUUUUUUCUUUGUUACACAUAUUAAUAGUGACUUUUUUUGCUGUGAAUUUUGCAGUUUUUUAACUCUCUUGUUUUUUGUACAGUGCUUUCUCAUACCACAACCAUUAAUUUAGAUUUCAUGUUAAAUUUUUUGGAUUGCUUCUUCAUCAUUGUAUUUAUUUAAGUAUAUGAAAGUGCAAGGAAUCACAAAUGCUACCAUUCAUUGUGCCUUUGACUUUACCUUCUGUAAUUGUUAGACUUGGUUUUUAUUUCAAACUUUUCUGCUAUUUUACAAGGCUUGUUUAUUUGUCUGUUUU